This is a messenger RNA of Chenopodium quinoa (quinoa), 5554 nucleotides long. RefSeq names its product intron-binding protein aquarius-like. Gene Ontology annotation, biological process: mRNA splicing, via spliceosome. Gene Ontology annotation, molecular function: mRNA binding; helicase activity. Bases 266 to 4903 code for a protein of 1545 amino acids. Lineage: Eukaryota; Viridiplantae; Streptophyta; Magnoliopsida; Caryophyllales; Amaranthaceae. The transcript has 14 exons. The record is from RefSeq and is a predicted model, not a curated record. Gene Ontology annotation, cellular component: catalytic step 2 spliceosome.
UAGGGCGGGCCGGCGGGGAGAAUGAAAACACAAAAUCGCAAAAUUAAGAAAGAAAAGGAGCCUCGAACACACUCUCACACUAGUAGUCAUUGUGCUUUCUUCUCCGCCAUAACUACCGCCUCAACAAGCUCAAAAAUGGCUUAAACCAAAUUUCAACCUUUCGAACCUAAAACCCCAUAUUUUCUCUCUCCUCCUUUCACUUUCUCUCUCCUCAAUUUUCAUCUUCUUCCCUCAAAAACCCUAGAAAAACCCCCAAUCUAGUUACAUGACGAAAGUAUAUGGAACUGGGACCUACGAUUUCAAACGCCAUAGAGUGGCGGAAUACCCAGUUGAAAUUACCCAUCAAAUUGCUGUUGAAAAAACCCCUGAUUCAAUCCCAAUUUCAAAUGCCCCCAAUUCAAUUAGUCUUUCUGAAAUUAAUCGAGACCCUCUUACUAAAAUUGCUGCUGAUAAUUGGAUCAAAUCUGGUGUAAAUGAUUCCAACCCCAGAAAACCCUUUGAUGCUGAGCUUGUCAAUGAUAUUUAUCGCAAGGAGUUGCUCGUGAAAUCGGGCCGAAAACCCGUGCCCUUGCAAAGGGUCAUGAUUUUGGAGAUUAGUCAGUAUUUGGAGAACUAUCUUUGGCCUUAUUUUGACUCUGAAACUGCUAGUUUUGAGCAUGUUAUGUCUAUGAUACUCAUGAUUAAUGAGAAGUUCAGAGAGAAUGUAGCAGCUUGGGUGUGUUUUCAUGACAGGAAAGAUGUGUUCAAGGCAUUCUUGGAGCGGGUUCUUCGGCUUAAGGAUCAGGGGGAACGCUUUACUAUUGCGGAGAAGACCAACUACUUGGUUUUCAUGAUUAAUGUCUUUCAGAGUUUGGAGGAUGAAGUUGUCAGUGAUACCGCUUUAAGAUUGGCGAGUCUGCAAUGCUGGCAUAGCUUGUCAUAUGGCCGUUUUCAGAUGGAGCUUUGUCUAAACCCUGAUUUAAUAAAGAAAUGGAAAAAGAUGACUAAGGCAGAAGCCAAGAAGGCUAAGAAGCGGGGAGAAAAUUUUGAUCCAUCAAAAUCUCUGGAAGCAACAUUCUUGAGAAGUCUCAUCGUGGAGUUCUUGGGGGUAUUGGAUUCUGAGGUGUUUUUCUCCACGCAGCAUGAUGAUUCAGAAAGAAUUAGUACGAAUGGUUUACAAGAAGUUGAUGAUGCUUGUGUCUUGUACUGUGAGAGGUUUAUGGAGUUCCUUAUUGAUUUACUAAGCCAACUGCCAACAAGGAGAUACUUGAGGCCUUUGGUGGCUGAUGUUGCAGUUGUUGCCAAAUGUCACUUGAGUGCACUUUAUACUCAUGUAAGAGGAAAGCUGUUUUCACAACUGGUUGACUUGUUACAAUUCUAUGAAACAUUUGAGAUCAAUGAUCACGAAGGGACUCAACUGACUGAUGAUGAGGUCGUUCAAGCACAUUAUGAUCGCUUUCAAUCCUUUCAAUUGCUUGCUUUUAAGAAAGUUCCCAAGUUGCGGGAGCUGGCUUUAGCGAAUGUUGGUGCAAUACACAAGCGAGUUGAUCUUUCUAAGAAACUUUCUGUUCUUUCGCCUAAUGAGCUCAAAGACCUAGUGUGUUCUAAGCUCAAACUCAUUUCAAGCAAUGAUCCAUGGUCAGACAGGGUUGAUUUUCUAAUUGAAAUUAUGGUAUCCUUUUUUGAGAAACAAAAGUCUCAGAAGGAAGCCAUAAAUGCUCUUCCACUCUACCCAAAUGAGCAAAUUAUGUGGGAUGAAAGUCUUGUACCUAACAUUAACUACUCUGGAGAAGGAUGCCUGGCUCUCCCUAAACUUAAUUUGCAGUUUUUGACCCUUCAUGAUUAUUUAUUGAGAAAUUUUAAUCUUUUCCGUCUGGAGUCUACAUAUGAAAUCCGGGAGGAUAUUCAGGAAGCUGUGCCGCACCUUCUUGCCUAUAUCAAUAAUGAAGGGGAAACAGCUUUCCGUGGUUGGUCGAGAAUGGCCGUACCCAUUAGGGAAUUCAGGAUUAGUGAGGUGAAGCAGCCUAACAUUGGGGAAGUAAAACCAGCAGCAGUUACUACAAAAGUUACUUACAGCAUUUCCAGUUAUAGAUCACACAUAAGAUCUGAAUGGGAUGGAUUAAAAGAGCAUGAUGUUUUAUUUUUGCUUUCUAUACGGCCUUCAUUUGAGCCAUUGAGCACAGAGGAAGCAUCUAAGGCAACUGUUCCUCAACGACUUGGGCUUCAUUGUGUACGUGGAUGUGAAGUGAUAGAGAUCCGGGAUGAGGAAGGAGGUCUGAUGAAUGAUUUUACUGGAAAAAUUAAACGUGACGAGUGGAAGCCUCCCAAGGGUGAAUUGAGAACUGUAACUGUUGCACUAGACGCAGCACAGUACCACAUGGAUGUCACAGAUAUUGCAGAGAAAGGAGCUGAAGAUGUGUAUGGAACUUUUAACAUUUUAAUGCGGAGAAAACCUAAGGAAAAUAAUUUCAAGGCCAUUUUAGAAUCUAUUAGAGAUCUUAUGAAUGAAACGUGUAUAGUUCCUGAUUGGUUGCACAACAUAUUUUUGGGUUAUGGGAAUCCUUCAGCUGCUCAGUGGACUAACAUGCCUGAUCUUUUGGAGACUGUAGAUUUUAAGGAUACUUUUCUGGAUGCAAAUCAUUUGAAGGACAGUUUUUCAAAUUAUCAGAUUUCUUUCAUUAAUCCUGAUGGUUCAGAGAACUUGCAUCCGGAGCCUCCAUUUCAAAUUAAGCUUCCAAAGACGCUGAAAAGCAAUGUUCAAGCUCUCCCUGGCAACAAAUCUAAUAUAACAGCUUCCUGUGAUGGUGAUGUCAAUGCAAUUCAAGAAAGGCUCAUUGUUGAGACAUAUAUUCCUCCUGAUCCAGGUCCAUACCCCCAAGACAAGCUAAAACAGAACACAGUCAGAUUUACCCCUACUCAGGUCGGGGCAAUUAUCUCUGGUGUUCAGCCAGGCUUGACUAUGGUAGUAGGUCCACCUGGUACUGGAAAGACUGAUACAGCUGUGCAGAUCCUAAAUGUUCUAUAUCACAAUUGUCCUUCCCAGAGAACUUUAAUUAUAACACACUCCAAUCAGGCUCUGAAUGAUCUUUUUGAAAAGAUAAUGGAGAGAGAUGUGCCCGCUCGUUAUCUUCUUCGAUUAGGACAAGGUGAACAGGAAUUAGCAACUGAUCUGGACUUCAGUCGUCAAGGUCGUGUUAAUGCAAUGCUUGUGCGACGUUUGGAACUGCUUAAUGAGGUGGAGAGGUUAGCGCGAUCUCUUCAGCUUCCUGAAGAUGUAGGCUAUACUUGUGAAACAGCUGGGUACUUUUGGCUGCUUCAUGUCUACUCACGUUGGGAACAAUUUCUAGCUGCCUGUUCUGAUAAUAAAGAUAAACCAACAUUUGUUCAGGACCGUUUCCCAUUUAAAGAGUUUUUUUCUGAUGCCCCUCAGCCAAUCUUUACUGGAAAGUCCUUUGAUAAAGAUAUGCGGGCUGCCAAAGGAUGUUUUCGCCAUCUCAAAACCGUGUUUCAGGAGCUUGAAGAGUGUAGGGCAUUUGAAUUGCUGAAAUCAACUGUGGAUAGAGCUAACUACCUAAUGACUAAGCAGGCAAAAAUUGUUGCUAUGACUUGCACACAUGCAGCUCUCAAGAGAAAAGAUUUCCUUCAGAUUGGAUUUAAAUAUGACAACCUAUUGAUGGAAGAAAGUGCACAAAUCCUGGAAAUUGAAACUUUUAUUCCAAUGUUGCUGCAGAGACAGGAAGAUGGUUAUGCACGUCUUAAACGUUGCAUAUUAAUUGGUGAUCAUCACCAGCUGCCUCCAGUUGUAAAAAACAUGGCCUUUCAGAAGUAUAGCCACAUGGAUCAAAGUCUUUUUACUCGUUUUGUUCGUCUAGGCAUUCCCUAUAUUGAGCUUAAUGCUCAGGGUCGAGCACGACCAAGCAUAGCCAAACUUUACAACUGGAGGUAUAGAGAGCUGGGAGACCUUCCCUAUGUAAAGGAAGAAACUAUUUUUAAUAGAGCAAAUGCUGGGUUUUCUUAUGAUUAUCAGUUAGUGGAUGUGCCGGAUUAUAAUGGCAAAGGUGAAAGUGCUCCUUCACCCUGGUUUUAUCAGAAUGAGGGAGAGGCUGAAUACAUUGUUAGCGUUUACAUAUACAUGCGCCUGUUGGGUUAUCCUGCAAAUAAGAUAUCCAUCUUAACUACUUAUAACGGACAAAAAUUCCUCAUUCGUGAUGUUAUCAGUAGAAGAUGUGUUCCAUACGACAUUAUUGGCCCCCCAAACAAGGUCACAACAGUGGAUAAGUUUCAAGGUCAGCAGAAUGAUUUUAUCUUACUGUCGCUGGUGCGUAGUCGAUUUGUGGGUCACUUGCGCGAUGUGAGAAGAUUGGUUGUUGCAAUGUCUCGUGCAAGACUCGGCCUCUAUGUUUUCUGCCGCCGUUCAUUGUUUGAGCAGUGCUAUGAACUACAACCUACUUUUCAGCGUCUUCUACAGAGACCUGAUCACCUUGCUUUAAACUUGACGGAGAACAUGCCUUUCACAGAUCGUCAUGUUGAGGAUACAGGUCCAGCCUAUCUUGUCAGUGGUGUGGAAGAGAUGGCUAAUAUUGUGAACUACAAAAGACAUCAGGUUGACCAGGCAAGGAUGAUGAUCCUUCAAUAUAAUUCAGUUAAUUUCGAACAAGGAGAUCUGUCUAUGGGUGAACCCACCCAGAAUGGACAGGAAGACUUAACCUCAGUGAAUGACAUGAAGACAGAAGGAUCUGUCUUGGAAAAUGGUAAAUCAGGGCAAGUCCUGUCUGUAAAUAACUCUAAGGAAAGUACAGUUAUGGAAGAAGAUAAGAUUGGUCAAAACGGAGAUGUGCAAGUAGAGAAUUCUGAGGCUCGUGUAACAGAAAAUGCUGUAACAGAUGGUGAUGCUGAUCUUGCUGCCUCCAAUAUGGAGGAGUAAGUUGAUGGAAGUAUCAAAAGGUGAUGUUUUACAUGGUUGAUAUGUUAUGCAGCUAAAUUUAGCCAUGUUCAACCUUGUUUUAAUCCUUCACUAGUCGGUAUAGCCAUGUCAACAAAAGAGGUUCAACAAAAGUGGCCAGUUAGCUCUUUGUUUUAAAUGCCACGCAUAAUAGGGACUGCUGAACCCCUAAUACAUGAUGAUUUGAGCUGCUUAUUGAGGAAUCGAGUAUAUUUUAUGAUGCAACUAUGUAAGCCUUCAGCUCUAUGAUUUCUUGUAAAUGGAUUUCUUCUUAUGUAGCCGAGGUAGCGUGAAAAUUACUGAGCAGGAUAUUCUGGAGGGUGCAAUCCGGCAAUGUCUCAAUGAGCUAGGCAAAAUGGCAAUCAUGGGAUUGUUAAUUUCAGCAGAGAAGUAGAAUCGUUUUUGGAGGGGUUAGGAAAAGACAGUCUGUUUCAUAGUGGCUUUAGCUGUAGAUUAGAUCAAUUCAAUUUUGUACUGUACUGUAUACAGGUUGAUGUAACCUUAAGUUUUACUGACCCUGAAGAUCUUGAUCAGUAUAACGAGAAAAAAACAAUUUUCUAAUUAUUAUGUCCAUGCCUUAAAAAUUUUGCACAUUCAAAUAUAUAGGAUUGCAAUGCAUAGAUUGAGUAAUAA